This is a messenger RNA of Bolinopsis microptera, 2138 nucleotides long. RefSeq lists its product as uncharacterized. NCBI's taxonomy places the organism in Eukaryota, Metazoa, Ctenophora, Tentaculata, Lobata, Bolinopsidae. The transcript is spliced from 10 exons. Bases 2 to 1936 code for a protein of 644 amino acids. The record is from RefSeq and is a predicted model, not a curated record. Gene Ontology annotation, cellular component: kinetochore. Gene Ontology annotation, biological process: traversing start control point of mitotic cell cycle; regulation of protein ubiquitination; protein localization to kinetochore.
GAUGUCAGCCCGCUCAUGCGUUCUCUUCCUCACAGGGCCCCACACAUCUCAGGAGUUCAUCUCCCAGGUGCUGUCUCAAUUUGACGCUAACUUGAGUGGGGAUAUCCCUUGUUGCAUCAUCACAAGUUCAGGAGAAGCACCUCUCUGGUGCGGUACUGAGUCUCCCGGACCAGCUAACUCUCAGGAAACCACGUGGAGUACCUCUCUAGCUGGACUCAAGUUUGAUGAGGAGAAACUUAGGGCUGGGUCCCUUGAUAACGUUGGGAUAACACUUCAUAACUUGCUGGACGAGAUUCCUAAAUAUAACGUUAUACAUGCAGUGUGGAUCACAGAACAGAUCCCUACAGCGGGGGCAUCACUAAUCCUUGCCAGUGGUCUAAUGAGAUUCAUUAAAUGUCAUCAUGGUUACCUGUCCAUAGUGUCCCAGUCUAGGGACACUAACCACAGUCCUUGGGUUAAAGCAAUGAAGGCUGCUGUUCUCCUGAAGAGCGAUGUUCACAACUUGGCUAAGAUCAUCAGCAAGUGUUGUUGGGUUACUGACAUCAACUUCAGAGGAACGGGGCAAAGUGGUGUGGACAUGACACUAACGGGAAUUGUUGUGAUGGGAAAACACACGGACUUUGUAACGAACGGGAAUCUUACACUCCUUUCUGUUAUACAGAUUGUAAAUUCGGUUCCACUGUACAUCCUAAAAGAGUGUGUUGACGUUACUACGGUUGCCAUGGAUACCGCUCGGAGAUUGGCUACACUCACAACCAGAGGAAUUUUAUGCAAAGUUACUUACCAGAGAGAACAAGGUAUUAAGUUGAAGUCUGAGUGGAUACGAGCAGUGCAAACUCGCAGUAUUGGUAACUCCGCUAACACCACGCAGGGACCUUACGUCCUCUUGUGGAGAGGAAAACUUUACACUUUCAGAGACGUGCUGCAACCACCUAGCACCCAAAAAGGAGGAGUAUUUAUAAACCAGAACCCACGUGUAGACUGGAGUCACGAGCAGAAGCUACUGGAGUUCUUCGAGAGGGCGGCCGUUGAGAGCACUAAGACUGAUAAAAGUUUUCCAGUCAGGAUACCUUCUCCUAGAAACACACCAGCUGCCGCCUCAGUUCCUUCUCCUAUGGAUUUCCUGAGUAACUACGAUCCCAGCUCGUUCAAGAGUGAUACCCAGGAUAGUUCAGGAGAAGAGUUCCACGAACAAAGAACUGCUUCGCUUCCCUUUAGAGAUGUAGUGAACUUACAGACUCACGGUAUAAACUAUUUUAAUUGUCACGACGACUCAGACGAGCGGAUACAGGAAUUACAGAGAAAAUUCGUCCAUCGAGAAACAUACUGCAGCCUCUCACCCUACAACACCGAAGAGAAACGAGAAUAUAAAUCAGCAACCAGUAAAUCAAAUAAAGACUCCAGAUUUUACCGCACAAGCUCCAACAACUCUGAAAAGUCAGUGAGCGGUAAAGGAAAGUGUAAAGCUUCCACCCUCGAUCGUAGUAAAAGCUUAUCUCACUUACCUUCGUGUAGUUCUAGCGUUGAAAUUGAGCCCAGGCACGCCAAAUCGUCUGAAAACAUUGCUCAGUUUCCGAUUGUUUCUGUAAGUCGGAACACUAAAUCUACAGAAGUGUUACCACCAAGUUCGUCUGAAGUUAAGCCAGAAUCCUCGGGUGUCAGUUCUAAUUCAGAAACUUGUGGGACGUUAAAACCCUCUAGAUCGCAGAAAAACAAGACUCUGUUGAAAUCCGUGAUAGCGGAAUGUUUAGCAAGCGAAGGGAUCACCCCUGAUCAUCCGAGGUUCAAGUCGUUAAGCUCCAAACUGUACGAUAUCGGCAAACUUAUGUUGAAAGAUUCUACUUCAGGAAGCGAAGGGAUUAAGGACACUAUGUUGGCUAUCAUCAAACCACAAGCAAACCUCAUCGUUCAACUGGAAAAACAUAAAGGGAAAUGAAAUAAAGGGAAAUUAAACUUAACCAAAGUGGUGUGUUUCAGUAAAUGUCCAUAUUUUGUAUUUGAAUGUAAUUCUUACAUCCGUUUUUCGUUUGCUCAAGGUUUCACGUAAAUGAUCAUGUUAAUGAUAGAUAUUGUGCUUACUAUUUUGUUGUGUGCGACGUUUCAGACGAUGUUCUCAAUCCUCUACCAUUCAUUAAUAA